Messenger RNA from Dracunculus medinensis (Guinea worm), 1503 nucleotides. The record is from the annotation of a GenBank genome assembly. Lineage: Eukaryota; Metazoa; Nematoda; Chromadorea; Rhabditida; Dracunculidae.
AUGGCUUUACAGCUGAUCAUUUUCUGUGAUAUUAUUAUAUUUAUGACAUUUAUUUAUUGCAUUAGUGGCAGCUAUCAUGAAAGGAGAUUGUACGAAGAUUUAAUGCGUGAUUAUAACAAUUUGGAAAGACCUGUUGCUAAUCAUUCACUUCCUGUCAUUGUUUAUCUUAAAGUAUCGCUUCAACAAAUAAUUGAUGUUGAUGAGAAGAAUCAAAUCGUUUACGUGAACGCUUGGCUGGAUUAUUCAUGGAACGACUAUAAACUAAAAUGGGAUAAAUCAGAAUAUGGCAAUAUUUCUGAUGUGAGAUUUCCAGCUGGAAGAAUUUGGAAACCAGAUGUACUUCUUUACAACAGUGUCGAUGCAAACUUUGAUUCGACAUAUCCGACAAAUAUGCUCGUAUACAAUACUGGUGAUAUUUCAUGGAUUCCUCCAGGAAUCUUUAAAAUCAGUUGCAAGAUUGAUAUCAGGUGGUUCCCUUUUGAUGAACAAAGGUGCUUUUUCAAGUUUGGUUCUUGGACCUAUGAUGGUUUCAAAUUGGAUCUUCAGCCAGGAAAAGGCGGUUUUGAUAUAUCUGAAUACAUGCCAAGUGGUGAGUGGGCAUUGCCAAUGACAACUGUAUCACGGUCAGAAAAAUUUUAUGAUUGCUGUCCUGAACCCUAUCCAGAUCUUACAUUUUACCUUCAUAUGAGGAGGCGAACGUUAUAUUAUGGUUUUAACCUAAUCAUGCCAUGCAUUUUAACAACAAUGAUGACUCUGCUCGGAUUUACUCUUCCACCCGAUGCAGGCGAAAAGAUCACAUUACAAAUAACAGUUCUGCUUUCUAUAUGCUUCUUUUUGAGCAUUGUUUCUGAUAUGUCACCGCCAACCUCAGAAGCGGUACCACUUUUGGGUAUAUUCUUCUCGUGUUGCAUGAUAGUUGUAACAGCAUCAACAGUUUUUACCGUUUAUGUACUCAAUUUACACUAUCGAACACCAGAAACCCACGAAAUGGGAACAUUGACGCGAACUAUUUUAUUGUAUUGGUUACCAUAUUUUUUACGCAUGAACAGGCCUGGAAUUUAUCUUACCUGGGAAACACUACCACCUCUUUUAACUUGCUCAAAACCAACACGCCAUAGCGAAUCAUUAAUAAGAAAUAUUAAAGAAACAGAGACAGGAUCCAGGUCGAAUUCACUGGAUGUAGAACGAAAAGUCUAUCAAUAUAUGAGAGGCAUAUCCAAAGGGAGAGGUACUGGUCAAUAUACGACACUUAAUGGUCCGAACCCUCAAAUUAACCAGGUUGACAUAGGUCAACAAGCUACAAUUCUUGUCUUGCAACGAAUAUACCAAGAACUUAAGACAAUCACCAAACGGAUGAUCGAAGCAGAUCGCGAAGGUACACAAGCAAACAACUGGAAAUUUGCAGCAAUGGUAGUUGACCGACUUUGCUUAUAUAUAUUUACAAUAUUUAUUAUAGCAUCCUCUUGCGGAAUAUUACUAUCAGCGCCUUACAUUAUAGCAUAA